AUGAAUAAAUGUAAGAGAUGUGGAAACUCGGUUACUACUGGACCGAAAUGUAUUAUUUGUGGUGUAAUGUCCCACAAUAGCUGUUUAAAAAUGCUAAAGAACACCAUUAUCAUAGAUAGCAAGACUUCGAAUUGUUGUAAUAUGGACCCAGUUGAAGAACCUAUUAUUAGUUUGGAAAAUUCAUCAGAAAAUGAAUCUGUUGAUAAGAUCAAAAUUAAAUAUUUAGAGCAAAUUAUUAAACAGAACGAUUUAGUAAUUGAAAAUCAAAAGAUUGCAAUAUGUGCUCUUCAGGAACAAAUAAAUUAUCUAAAAUGUUCGAAUAGUUUUGAUCCCAAAAGUCAAAUUCCUGCUGUUACAACCCUUCAACCCCCUGCUAAUAAUCCAAACUCAAAUAGUAAAAAUAUGGCUAAAAUAUCUACUCAUGCAGUAUCACUAGCUGUACACAACGCUCAAUGUCACGCCAUAUGCGAUAGAUAUGUGAAUCAGCACACAAACUCGCUACAAUCUGAAGCUGAUAAUGUCAACAAUUAUUAUACUUCUGGCAGAAGUGGAAGGAGAAACAGAAAUUUGAUCACAGGUAGUGGAAUUACGACCAACUGUUCUUUGAAAGCAGCUAUCCGUACCGUUUACAAACACCUACACGUUACCAAUAUGGAUCCGGCGACCUCUGAACAAGAAUUGCUAACGUACUUAAAAGGUGUUGUACCGUCAAUCAGGGUGGAAAAACUGAAUUCACGCUUUCCAGAUGAUUACGCUUCCUUUAAAGUAUCGGCACCUAUCAAUGAUCAUCAUCAACUAUUAGUACCAGAAAUAUGGCCAGAAAAAGUCAUGAUAAAUGAAUUUGCUACGUCACCAAGGUUUCGCCAACAGACAAAUAAUAUGAACAAUAAUUUUCGUCCCUAA
Psylliodes chrysocephalus is the source of this 903-nucleotide messenger RNA. Lineage: Eukaryota; Metazoa; Arthropoda; Insecta; Coleoptera; Chrysomelidae. The record is from the annotation of a GenBank genome assembly.